UCUCCAUAAAAAAAAUGUUUAUCUAUUUUUACGUUGAAGCAGCAUACCGCAGCUAGAUAUAUUUUUCGUCUACUACAUAAUCAUUAAGCAAUUGAAACUCUAAUGCACGACGUUUCCUGACGCGUUGUCAUGCGAGUCUGUACAACGAGACUAUAGGUUUACCACUUGAUGUAUGAUCAUUCAACGACAUGCCGCCAUUGCCAACGGCAAGUAAUUUGUUUGAAUUUAAUACGCGCGCCAUGAUUUGAUUACAUGCUGUCUUUUGACAAAUCCGUCGCAACUCGAAGCGCCAACUCGCGGGAAUAAUUCGUGAUUGUAAUAUUUUAAUGGCGCGGCUGAACGUCGAUUGCUGUGUUUGCGUGUGUGAACGAAGUGUAUCACGCGCUUGAAAAUCGCGGGCCAUUAGUUAUGCAUCACGCACGUGAUCGUCUCGUCUCUCUUUCUCCCUCUCGGCAAACUAGUUGUGUGUCUACUGUCUCGUGACCGCUAGCGCCAAUGACCGUAAACCGACUCGCGCGCGGAAUGAAAAAAAACGAAUGCGCGGCAAAUCCGAUCCGGCCAAUCGAGUACAAUCGUUAACGUGAGAUCGCGCACCUCAUUGGUCAAUACUGAAAUCCCACAUCGUUCCACAUAGCAUAUGGCACGGCUUUAUUUGCCUUCUUUUGGCGCAUGUAGUUCACUUUGAAGAUUUCGACAAUAUUGACUUGUGCGCACGUCUCGAAACAUACUUACUUAUUUAGCUGAUUUUGCAAGUCGAAUUCUCGGAUUACCGACGACUCCGCCAUCUACAAUGGGAGGUAUUGAUACAAACGAGAGGAGCGAGAUGAGAGACCGUUCCAAGUGCGACCCAAAGGAAACGCUGCGGCGGAGGCUGCCGAUCAUCAGCUGGCUACCAUAUUACACAUGGAGCACAUUCUUGCAGGACGCGCUUGCUGGUGCAACUGUUGGACUCACGGUCAUACCUCAAGGCAUCGCCUACGCCGUUGUCGCUGGUUUACCGCCGGUGUAUGGCUUGUACAGUAGUUUUAUGGGAUGUUUUGUGUACAUCUUCUUUGGUAGUACUAAGGACGUAACAGUAGGGCCAACUGCUAUAAUGGGUCUACUUUCAGUGACUUUCGUUCGACAGUACAAUGAAGACUUUGCCGUGCUAUUGUGUUUCGUGUCUGGUAUUGUGAUAACGCUGAUGGGUACGAUGAAGCUGGGCUUCCUUGUCGACUUUAUCAGUAUGCCAGUGAUUAGUGGUUUCACCAAUGCUUCAUCCGUUAUCAUAGCUUCGUCCCAGAUCAACACUUUGUUUGGCAUCAAGGGCCGUAGCGAAGGGUUCAUCGAAGCCAUCGAGAAAUUCAUCAAUGGAUUUAUGGACAUUCAACCGUGGGACACUGUUCUUGGCGUUUCCUCCAUCAUCGUUCUAGUUGUUCUAAAGAAUUUACCAGGCAAAAGGCACGGCAAUGCUUGGCAAAGAAGCUUAUGGAUUUUGUGUUUGGCACGUAAUGCGGUCGUUGUUAUUUUCGGCAUGACACUAGCCUACGGUUUGUCGUUCACGAAGAACGGUGUGCCAUUCGUUAUCACCGGUAACAUCACUGAAGGUCUGCCACCUUUCCAACUGCCUCCCUUCUCUACUACAACGAACGAAACCUAUUACGAUUUUAUGGAUAUGAUGCGCAUUUUCGGUACAAGUUCCAUCUCUGUUCCUCUCAUUGCUCUUCUUGAGAGUAUUGCUAUUGCCAAAGCUUUUGCUAAAGGCAAAACGUUAGACUCUAAUCAAGAGAUGAUUGCCGUGGGUCUGUGCAACGUAUUUGGUAGUUUUGUACGCUCAAUGCCGACAACGGGAAGCUUCACGCGUACCGCCGUGAACAACGCUUCAGGUGUGAAAACGCCUAUGGGUGGUGCAAUCACAGGGUGCUUGGUACUUCUCGCUUGCGGACUGCUUACAUCAACUUUUAAGUUUAUACCCAAAGCUACCCUCGCUGCCGUCAUCAUCGUCGCUAUGUAUUAUAUGCUCGAGAUUAAGCUGUUCAAAGUUUUGUGGGACACCAAAAAAAUCGAUCUGAUACCGCUAGUGGUAACGUUAGUAGCUUGCCUAUCAGUUGGUUUGGAGUAUGGCAUGCUUGUGGGAAUUGCCACAAACCUUGUCCUGUUAUUGUAUGGCACUGCGAGGCCAGGCCUCGUGAUCGAGGAACGUGUUGCCAACGAGAUGCCUAUCUUAUUCGUCUCACCUCAGCAGUCCCUCAGCUUCCCAGCUGCCGAGUACCUCAGGGAACAAGUCAUGUCCUGCUGCGACAUAAUGAAGGACGCAAGCUUGGUGGUGAUAGAUGGGCGUAACGUGACGGGCAUUGAUACAACGGUAGCGAAGAAUCUGUCGUUGCUUCUCUCCGAUCUGGAAUCACGCAAGCUUAAGUUACUCUUUUGGAAUUGGUGUGAGGAUACGCGAAAGACCCUCGUCGCUUUCGACUCGUCGAUGGGGGCGCACUUUCGCAACUCUUCCUCCAUCACACAGCUCGUAUCUGAUGAAAUGGAAACAUCUGAAGCGCCACGGGAGGAAUCCAUGGCUUGAAGAUGCUACACACACAGUUAUGAAGAAAUAUAUAACUUUAUGUGGAAACAGCGACAAGUCUUGCAAUCACGUCGGACCAUUGAGACGAUUACAAUUGGCAGAAUUUUCUCACUGCCGUAGCUACUUGCGCUCGAGUUUUUUCUUUUUUUUAUUUUAUCUCAAAACUUUGUUUCUCCCUUCCGUAUCGGAGAAAAGUAAAUCCCUUUGGCUCUUGUUGAGAUAGCGGAAUGUCGGUCUGCCUUAUAUAGUUAAUUAUAUAGAAUUCGAGUCGAAUGAUCUGUGCGCGUUCGCAGAGUGUGAGUGUUUAUAACUAGAUGAGAAAAUGUAAAAGCGGUCGAUAAUAGAAAUUUAUUUUGGGAAAAAGAUUAGUGGAGUUUUACGAUUUUUCUCAAUUAUGUGUAAAAACUAUUGUUUUUCUAAUACAUUGCCGUGUCAUGUUUUAGAAAUCUUUGGAAAGUCUUUCAGUUAAUUUAUAGAAGAGGUUUAAUUUAGUGAUAGAUAAAAAUAUUUAUUUGUAUUGAGAAAUACUUUUACUACGAUAUUUGACGUAGAGUACUUUUUGUACAGCUUUCUGUAUGCAUACUUUAAUUUUAGUAAUCACGAACGAUGUGUUUAAUAUGAAUUCUUACACCAUAUGUAUAAUAUAUUAUAAGGAGUUUAAUUCCACUAAAUAUAAGUAUUUUAUAAUAAGUAUUUUGAAUAAAGUCUCGUUAAACGCAUGUCGGAAAUUUAAACGUCAAUGCAGACAUUUUUUAUUUUUGUAAAUUUUAUAAAGGAGAGUAGGUGAAUACCUAUGACGUCAUAUAUCUAUAUGAAUAUACAAGAAUUAAUAAAUUGUACCUUCUUUCUAUAUCAGAAAUUUUCAA
Messenger RNA from Phymastichus coffea, 3420 nucleotides. RefSeq names its product sodium-independent sulfate anion transporter. The transcript is spliced from 9 exons. Gene Ontology annotation, biological process: transmembrane transport. Gene Ontology annotation, cellular component: membrane. Gene Ontology annotation, molecular function: sulfate transmembrane transporter activity. NCBI's taxonomy places the organism in Eukaryota, Metazoa, Arthropoda, Insecta, Hymenoptera, Eulophidae. The coding region runs from base 791 to 2554 and encodes 587 amino acids. The record is from RefSeq and is a predicted model, not a curated record.